Messenger RNA from Phaedon cochleariae (mustard beetle), 1420 nucleotides. The record is from the annotation of a GenBank genome assembly. Lineage: Eukaryota; Metazoa; Arthropoda; Insecta; Coleoptera; Chrysomelidae.
GUGAGUUUAACAGUCAUUGUCAUCUUUAUAGUUUUUUUCCUAGUUUUUUUCUGAAUCAGAAAUCUCCUUGAAUAGUAUAAUUUGAGACACCUUCUUUCAUGCUCGAUCACCAACGUAUAUGUUCCCCAAAAUUAGCCCCUACCCAAAGUUGGUCAUCGGGGAGCUUGAAAAACGAGCCCCAAAAAGUAAUAAGGAAAUUCAUAAACGCCGCAGUUUACGUGGAAAAACAGAUAAUGCCGCCCCUGAGGAAAAAGAGCCCGCUGUAUCUGGAUACUGCAAGUGACGGAGGAAAUACCAGCAGAACCAUUUCCACGGACAGGUCCGUGAAAAGAUGUACUUGCAUCACUUCCCCGAAAACUUGCCCCUGCCACCCCAUGGAGGACAAACCCGAAAAAAAAUUGGACAACUGCGACUCGUCCUCUUCGAGCUCUGACGUCGGCAGCCAGAUAACGGUGAAAUCCAAGAAGAUAACCUCAUUUGCCAAACAAGACUCUGAAAUGAACCUCUCUUUGACCAGCCUGUAUACGGACCGCACCGAAAGGUUGGACCCCAAAGAAAAAGAGACUAUCAUCAAAAGCUGGCUGAACAAAAAAGACAUGGAGAAGAAGAAGCAGGAACUGAAGGAAGAGAAGAGUAGAGAAGCGAAGCAAAGAGAAAGAGAGUUGAUUCGGGAGAAGGAGAAGGAAAACUUCCAGAAGUGGUUGGCAAGGAAGAAAGACAAAGAGGCGGCGAAGAAGAAGGAAGAGGAGCGGAAAAAGGAAGAGGAGAAGUUGAAGGAGGCAGAGAAAGAGAGGAAGCAGAAACUGAACGAAACGUCGUAUCAAUCUUGGUUGAGGAGGAAUAAGAGAGUCGAACUUGAACGCAAAAUCAAAGAAAAGCUAGCCUUAAUACAAUUAUAUGAAGAGAAACAGAAACGUCUAGAAGAAAAUGAGAAAGCCUUCAUGGACUGGUUUGAAAAUUCUAAAAGAAAACCGAAACCUGUAGCUCUGAAUCAAGGACUCAAAAGUCUAUGUUCGUCGACAUCAAUAACAUACAUAAAUCCUGUUCCAUGGAUUCCAAAUGUCGAAUUAGCCCAGAAACCUGCAUCCCAAUAGAACAGCUAAAAUUAUUGUUUCCCAUAGAAAAUAAAAACAUCGAGAUAAUAUAUUCCUCUGCACAUUUAUCAAAAUCAAACCAUGCAUAAUUGAAUGUUCAUUGUUCAUUAUCUGCGCCGAUUACUAGCACUGCAUAUAUGUACAGGGUGAGUCAGAAUAAGACCGACAAAUCAGAGAUAUAUGGGGGUCAAAAAAUAUUAUUCUUACAGAAAACGUCUGAAGAAACAAAACUUGGUAAAUAUACUAUUCUAGGCUAAUCCAUAUAAUAAAUGAAUAAAUAAAUACUGGCUAUAAUGAGUUGUUGCUCAAUUUAUUAAUAAUACUCC